AUGAACAACAACAACAAGAAGAACUACCAAGAGAACACCAAAGACGACAAGGCGAAGACACCACCACCACCACCAGGAGAACCACAACUAAGAAACCAACCAGAAGAACAACAACAACCAGAAGAACAACAACAACAAGAAGAACUACCAAGAGAACACCAAAGACGACAAGGCGAACUACCACCACCACCACCAGGAGAACCACAACUAAGAAACCAACCAGAAGAACAACAACAACCAGAAGAACAACAACAACAAGAAGAACUACCAAGAGAACACCAAAGACGACAAGGCGAACGAGAACCACAACUAAGAAACCAACCAGAAGAACAACAACAACCAGAAGAACAACAACAACAAGAAGAACUACCAAGAGAACACCAAAGACGACAAGGCGAACCACCACCACCACCACCAGGAGAACCACAACUAAGAAACCAACCAGAAGAACAACAACAACCAGAAGAACAACAACAACAAGAAGAACUACCAAGAGAACACCAAAGACGACAAGGCGAACCACCACCACCACCACCAGGAGAACCACAACUAAGAAACCAACCAGAAGAACAACAACAACCAGAAGAACAACAACAACAAGAAGAACUACCAAGAGAACACCAAAGACGACAAGGCGAACCACCACCACCACCACCAGGAGAACCACAACUAAGAAACCAACCAGAAGAACAACAACAACCAGAAGAACAACAACAACAAGAAGAACUACCAAGAGAACACCAAAGACGACAAGGCGAACCACCACCACCACCACCAGGAGAACCACAACUAAGAAACCAACCAGAAGAACAACAACAACCAGAAGAACAACAACAACAAGAAGAACUACCAAGAGAACACCAAAGACGACAAGGCGAACCACCACCACCACCACCAGGAGAACCACAACUAAGAAACCAACCAGAAGAACAACAACAACCAGAAGAACAACAACAACAAGAAGAACUACCAAGAGAACACCAAAGACGACAAGGCGAACCACCACCACCACCACCAGGAGAACCACAACUAAGAAACCAACCAGAAGAACAACAACAACCAGAAGAACAACAACAACAAGAAGAACUACCAAGAGAACACCAAAGACGACAAGGCGAACCACCACCACCACCACCAGGAGAACCACAACUAAGAAACCAACCAGAAGAACAACAACAACCAGAAGAACAACAACAACAAGAAGAACUACCAAGAGAACACCAAAGACGACAAGGCGAACCACCACCACCACCACCAGGAGAACCACAACUAAGAAACCAACCAGAAGAACAACAACAACCAGAAGAACAACAACAACAAGAAGAACUACCAAGAGAACACCAAAGACGACAAGGCGAACCACCACCACCACCACCAGGAGAACCACAACUAAGAAACCAACCAGAAGAACAACAACAACCAGAAGAACAACAACAACAAGAAGAACUACCAAGAGAACACCAAAGACGACAAGGCGAACCACCACCACCACCACCAGGAGAACCACAACUAAGAAACCAACCAGAAGAACAACAACAACCAGAAGAACAACAACAACAAGAAGAACUACCAAGAGAACACCAAAGACGACAAGGCGAACCACCACCACCACCACCAGGAGAACCACAACUAAGAAACCAACCAGAAGAACAACAACAACCAGAAGAACAACAACAACAAGAAGAACUACCAAGAGAACACCAAAGACGACAAGGCGAACCACCACCACCACCACCAGGAGAACCACAACUAAGAAACCAACCAGAAGAACAACAACAACCAGAAGAACAACAACAACAAGAAGAACUACCAAGAGAACACCAAAGACGACAAGGCGAACCACCACCACCACCACCAGGAGAACCACAACUAAGAAACCAACCAGAAGAACAACAACAACCAGAAGAACAACAACAACAAGAAGAACUACCAAGAGAACACCAAAGACGACAAGGCGAACCACCACCACCACCACCAGGAGAACCACAACUAAGAAACCAACCAGAAGAACAACAACAACCAGAAGAACAACAACAACAAGAAGAACUACCAAGAGAACACCAAAGACGACAAGGCGAACCACCACCACCACCACCAGGAGAACCACAACUAAGAAACCAACCAGAAGAACAACAACAACCAGAAGAACAACAACAACAAGAAGAACUACCAAGAGAACACCAAAGACGACAAGGCGAACCACCACCACCACCACCACCAGGAGAACCACAACUAAGAAACCAACCAGAAGAACAACAACAACCAGAAGAACAACAACAACAAGAAGAACUACCAAGAGAACACCAAAGACGACAAGGCGAACCACCACCACCACCACCACCAGGAGAACCACAACUAAGAAACCAACCAGAAGAACAACAACAACCAGAAGAACAACAACAACAAGAAGAACUACCAAGAGAACACCAAAGACGACAAGGCGAACCACCACCACCACCACCACCAGGAGAACCACAACUAAGAAACCAACCAGAAGAACAACAACAACCAGAAGAACAACAACAACAAGAAGAACUACCAAGAGAACACCAAGGAGAACCACAACUAAGAAACCAACCAGAAGAACAACAACAACCAGAAGAACAACAACAACAAGAAGAACUACCAAGAGAACACCAAAGACGACAAGGCGAACCACCACCACCACCACCAGGAGAACCACAACUAAGAAACCAACCAGAAGAACAACAACAACCAGAAGAACAACAACAACAAGAAGAACUACCAAGAGAACACCAAAGACGACAAGGCGAACCACCACCACCACCACCAGGAGAACCACAACUAAGAAACCAACCAGAAGAACAACAACAACCAGAAGAACAACAACAACAAGAAGAACUACCAAGAGAACACCAAAGACGACAAGGCGAACCACCACCACCACCACCAGGAGAACCACAACUAAGAAACCAACCAGAAGAACAACAACAACCAGAAGAACAACAACAACAAGAAGAACUACCAAGAGAACACCAAAGACGACAAGGCGAACCACCACCACCACCACCACCAGUAGAUUUAGCGAGAAACCAACCAGAAGAACAACAACAACCAGAAGAACAACAACAACAAGAAGAACUACCAAGAGAACACCAAAGACGACAAGGCGAACCACCACCACCACCACCAGGAGAACCACAACUAAGAAACCAACCAGAAGAACAACAACAACCAGAAGAACAACAACAACAAGAAGAACUACCAAGAGAACACCAAAGACGACAAGGCGAUCCACCACCACCACCACCAGGAGAACCACAACUAAGAAACCAACCAGAAGAACAACAACAACCAGAAGAACAACAACAACAAGAAGAACUACCAAGAGAACACCAAAGACGACAAGGCGAACCACCACCACCACCACCACCAGGAGAACCACAACUAAGAAACCAACCAGAAGAACAACAACAACCAGAAGAACAACAACAACAAGAAGAACUACCAAGAGAACACCAAAGACGACAAGGCGAAUCACCACCACCACCACCAGGAGAACCACAACUAAGAAACCAACCAGAAGAACAACAACAUCCAGUAGAACAACAACAACAAGAAGAACUACCAAGAGAACACCAAAGACGACAAGGCGAACCACCACCACCACCACCAGGAGAACCACAACUAAGAAACCAACCAGAAGAACAACAACAACCAGAAGAACAACAACAACAAGAAGAACUACCAAGAGAACACCAAAGACGACAAGGCGAACCACCACCACCACCACCAGGAGAACCACAACUAAGAAACCAACCAGAAGAACAACAACAACCAGAAGAACAACAACAACAAGAAGAACUACCAAGAGAACACCAAAGACGACAAGGCGAACUACCACCACCACCACCACCAGGAGAACCACAACUAAGAAACCAACCAGAAGAACAACAACAACCAGAAGAACAACAACAACAAGAAGAACUACCAAGAGAACACCAAAGACGACAAGGCGAACCACCACCACCACCACCAGGAGAACCACAACUAAGAAACCAACCAGAAGAACAACAACAACCAGAAGAACAACAACAACAAGAAUGGCUACCUGGAAACCAACCAGAAGAACAACAACAACCAGAAGAACAACAACAACAAGAAGAACUACCAAGAGAACACCAAAGACGACAAGGCGAACCACCACCACCACCACCACCAGGAGAACCACAACUAAGAAACCAACCAGAAGAACAACAACAACCAGAAGAACAACAACAACAAGAAGAACUACCAAGAGAACACCAAAGACGACAAGGCGAACCACCACCACCACCACCACCAGGAGAACCACAACUAAGAAACCAACCAGAAGAACAACAACAACCAGAAGAACAACAACAACAAGAAGAACUACCAAGAGAACACCAAAGACGACAAGGCGAACCACCACCACCACCACCACCAGGAGAACCACAACUAAGAAACCAACCAGAAGAACAACAACAACCAGAAGAACAACAACAACAAGAAGAACUACCAAGAGAACACCAAAGACGACAAGGCGAACCACCACCACCACCACCACCAGGAGAACCACAACUAAGAAACCAACCAGAAGAACAACAACAACCAGAAGAACAACAACAACAAGAAGAACUACCAAGAGAACACCAAAGACGACAAGGCGAACCACCACCACCACCACCAGGAGAACCACAACUAAGAAACCAACCAGAAGAACAACAACAACCAGAAGAACAACAACAACAAGAAGAACUACCAAGAGAACACCAAAGACGACAAGGCGAACCACCACCACCACCACCAGGAGAACCACAACUAAGAAACCAACCAGAAGAACAACAACAACCAGAAGAACAACAACAACAAGAAGAACUACCAAGAGAACACCAAAGACGACAAGGCGAACCACCACCACCACCACCAGGAGAACCACAACUAAGAAACCAACCAGAAGAACAACAACAACAAGAAGAACAACAACAACAAGAAGAACUACCAAGAGAACACCAAAGACGACAAGGCGAACCACCACCACCACCACCAGGAGAACCACAACUAAGAAACCAACCAGAAGAACAACAACAACCAGAAGAACAACAACAACAAGAAGAACUACCAAGAGAACACCAAAGACGACAAGGCGAACCACCACCACCACCACCACCAGGAGAACCACAACUAAGAAACCAACCAGAAGAACAACAACAACCAGAAGAACAACAACAACAAGAAGAACUACCAAGAGAACACCAAAGACGACAAGGCGAACCACCACCACCACCACCAGGAGAACCACAACUAAGAAACCAACCAGAAGAACAACAACAACCAGAAGAACAACAACAACAAGAAGAACUACCAAGAGAACACCAAAGACGACAAGGCGAACCACCACCACCACCACCACCAGGAGAACCACAACUAAGAAACCAACCAGAAGAACAACAACAACCAGAAGAACAACAACAACAAGAAGAACUACCAAGAGAACACCAAAGACGACAAGGCGAACCACCACCACCACCACCAGGAGAACCACAACUAAGAAACCAACCAGAAGAACAACAACAACCAGAAGAACAACAACAACAAGAAGAACUACCAAGAGAACACCAAAGACGACAAGGCGAAACCACCACCACCACCACCAGGAGAACCACAACUAAGAAACCAACCAGAAGAACAACAACAACCAGAAGAACAACAACAACAAGAAGAACUACCAAGAGAACACCAAAGACGACAAGGCGAACCACCACCACCACCACCACCAGGAGAACCACAACUAAGAAACCAACCAGAAGAACAACAACAACCAGAAGAACAACAACAACAAGAAGAACUACCAAGAGAACACCAAAGACGACAAGGCGAACCACCACCACCACCACCAGGAGAACCACAACUAAGAAACCAACCAGAAGAACAACAACAACCAGAAGAACAACAACAACAAGAAGAACUACCAAGAGAACACCAAAGACGACAAGGCGAACCACCACCACCACCACCAGGAGAACCACAACUAAGAAACCAACCAGAAGAACAACAACAACCAGAAGACAACAACAACAAGAAGAACUACCAAGAGAACACCAAAGACGACAAGGCGAACCACCACCACCACCACCAGGAGAACCACAACUAAGAAACCAACCAGAAGAACAACAACAACCAGAAGAACAACAACAACAAGAAGAACUACCAAGAGAACACCAAAGACGACAAGGCGAACCACCACCACCACCACCAGGAGAACCACAACUAAGAAACCAACCAGAAGAACAACAACAACCAGAAGAACAACAACAACAAGAAGAACUACCAAGAGAACACCAAAGACGACAAGGCGAACCACCACCACCACCACCACCAGGAGAACCACAACUAAGAAACCAACCAGAAGAACAACAACAACCAGAAGAACAACAACAACAAGAAGAACUACCAAGAGAACACCAAAGACGACAAGGCGAACCACCACCACCACCACCAGGAGAACCACAACUAAGAAACCAACCAGAAGAACAACAACAACCAGAAGAACAACAACAACAAGAAGAACUACCAAGAGAACACCAAAGACGACAAGGCGAACCACCACCACCACCACCAGGAGAACCACAACUAAGAAACCAACCAGAAGAACAACAACAACCAGAAGAACAACAACAACAAGAAGAACUACCAAGAGAACACCAAAGACGACAAGGCGAACCACCACCACCACCACCAGGAGAACCACAACUAAGAAACCAACCAGAAGAACAACAACAACCAGAAGAACAACAACAACAAGAAGAACUACCAAGAGAACACCAAAGACGACAAGGCGAACCACCACCACCACCACCAGGAGAACCACAACUAAGAAACCAACCAGAAGAACAACAACAACCAGAAGAACAACAACAACAAGAAGAACUACCAAGAGAACACCAAAGACGACAAGGCGAACCACCACCACCACCACCACCAGGAGAACCACAACUAAGAAACCAACCAGAAGAACAACAACAACCAGAAGAACAACAACAACAAGAAGAACUACCAAGAGAACACCAAAGACGACAAGGCGAACCACCACCACCACCACCAGGAGAACCACAACUAAGAAACCAACCAGAAGAACAACAACAACCAGAAGAACAACAACAACAAGAAGAACUACCAAGAGAACACCAAAGACGACAAGGCGAACCACCACCACCACCACCAGGAGAACCACAACUAAGAAACCAACCAGAAGAACAACAACAACCAGAAGAACAACAACAACAAGAAGAACUACCAAGAGAACACCAAAGACGACAAGGCGAACCACCACCACCACCACCAGGAGAACCACAACUAAGAAACCAACCAGAAGAACAACAACAACCAGAAGAACAACAACAACAAGAAGAACUACCAAGAGAACACCAAAGACGACAAGGCGAACCACCACCACCACCACCAGGAGAACCACAACUAAGAAACCAACCAGAAGAACAACAACAACCAGAAGAACAACAACAACAAGAAGAACUACCAAGAGAACACCAAAGACGACAAGGCGAACCACCACCACCACCAGGAGAACCACAACUAAGAAACCAACCAGAAGAACAACAACAACCAGAAGAACAACAACAACAAGAAGAACUACCAAGAGAACACCAAAGACGACAAGGCGAACCACCACCACCACCACCAGGAGAACCACAACUAAGAAACCAACCAGAAGAACAACAACAACCAGAAGAACAACAACAACAAGAAGAACUACCAAGAGAACACCAAAGACGACAAGGCGAACCACCACCACCACCACACCAGGAGAACCACAACUAA
This is a messenger RNA of Trichobilharzia regenti, 7821 nucleotides long. The record is from the annotation of a GenBank genome assembly. Lineage: Eukaryota; Metazoa; Platyhelminthes; Trematoda; Strigeidida; Schistosomatidae.